CCUGCCUGUCGUCCCUGCGCCCUUCCCGCUCCUUCUCCUUCCCUCUUGCUAGGUGGCCGGGAAGGAAGAAGCAAUUCAGUCAGGAUGGCUAAAGGUGAUCCCAAGAAACCAAAGGGCAAGAUGUCUGCUUAUGCCUUCUUCGUGCAGACAUGCAGAGAGGAACACAAGAAGAAAAACCCAGAAGUCCCUGUCAAUUUUGCAGAAUUUUCUAAGAAGUGCUCUGAGAGGUGGAAGACUAUGUCUGGGAAGGAGAAAUCUAAAUUCGAUGAAAUGGCAAAGGCAGACAAAGUGCGUUAUGACCGGGAAAUGAAGGAUUAUGGACCAGCUAAGGGAGGCAAGAAGAAGAAGGACCCUAAUGCCCCCAAAAGGCCACCGUCUGGAUUCUUCCUGUUCUGUUCAGAAUUCCGCCCCAAGAUCAAAUCUACAAACCCUGGUAUCUCCAUUGGAGAUGUGGCAAAGAAGCUGGGCGAGAUGUGGAAUAACUUAAGUGAUGGUGAGAAGCAACCUUACAACAAUAAGGCAGCGAAGCUGAAGGAGAAGUACGAGAAGGAUGUCGCCGACUAUAAGUCUAAAGGAAAGUUUGAUGGCGCGAAGGGUCCCGCCAAAGUUGCCCGGAAAAAGGUGGAAGAAGAUGAUGAAGACGACGAGGAGGAGGAAGAGGAAGAGGAGGAGGAGGAGGAGGAUGAAUAAAAGAAACUGUUGAUCUGUCUCCUUGUGAAUACCUUAGAGUAGGGAGCGCCGUCAUUGACAUUGACACCCCUCUUAUUGGAGGCGUGUCUGUUGCCCUCGUUAGGUUUAAUCACACAAUUGGGUCAUGGUCAUAUUGUAGUUUCUCAAAGUGCUCUAGAAAUUGUCAGUGGUUUACAUGAAGUGGCCAUGGGUGUCCAGAGCACCCUGAAACUGUAUCAAAGUUGUACAUAUUUCCAAACAUUUUUAAAAUGAAAAGGCUCUCGUGUUCUCCUCACUCUGUGCACUUUGCUGUUGGUGUGACAAGGCAUUUAAAGAUGUUCCUGGCAUUUUCUUUUUUUGAUUUGUAAGGUGGUGUUAACUAUAUGGUUAUUGGCUAGAAAUCCUGAGUUAUCAACUGUACAUAUCUAUAGUUUGUAAAAAAAAAAGAACAAAACAACCGAGACAAACUCUUGAUGCUCCUUGCUUGGCGUUGAGGCUGUGGGGAAGAUGCCUUUUGGAGGGGCUGUAGCUCAGGGCGUGCACUGUGAGGCUGGACCUGUGGACAUUGCAGUGGGCAUCCAUUUAGCUUCAGGUUGUCUUGUUUCUGUAUAUAGUGACCUAGCAUUUUGCUGCCAUUCGUAGCUGUGGAGAAGGGGGGGGUCAGCUGGCAUGAGAAGUGUUUGGAUCCUUUUUAGUUAAGUGCGGUAGUUUUAAACUGUUUGUUUUGAAACAAACUGUGGAACUCUUCAUUGUCAGCAAAGCGAAAGAGCCACUGCAUCAAUGAAAGUUCAAGAACCUUCUGUACUAAACACGAUUUGCAACGUUCUGUUAUUUUUUUUGUAUGUUUAGAAUGCUGAAAUGUUUUUGAAGUUAAAUAAACAGUAUUACAUUUUUAAAA
Neogale vison (American mink) is the source of this 1567-nucleotide messenger RNA. It is a transcript of the gene HMGB3, whose product is annotated as high mobility group box 3. The coding region runs from base 85 to 690 and encodes 201 amino acids. Gene Ontology annotation, biological process: regulation of transcription by RNA polymerase II. Gene Ontology annotation, cellular component: nucleus. NCBI's taxonomy places the organism in Eukaryota, Metazoa, Chordata, Mammalia, Carnivora, Mustelidae. The transcript has 5 exons. Gene Ontology annotation, molecular function: DNA binding, bending. The record is from RefSeq and is a predicted model, not a curated record.